Colletotrichum gloeosporioides is the source of this 1962-nucleotide messenger RNA. RefSeq lists its product as uncharacterized. The transcript has 4 exons. The coding region runs from base 1 to 1962 and encodes 653 amino acids. The record is from RefSeq and is a predicted model, not a curated record. NCBI's taxonomy places the organism in Eukaryota, Fungi, Ascomycota, Sordariomycetes, Glomerellales, Glomerellaceae.
AUGUAUCAUGCUGUAUCCGAUAUAUCAGAAGACGAAACUGCCUCGACAGUGAAUCGUCAAGAGCAACAGACCCCCGACUUACUGCCGACAAGAGACAACCACGAUCAAGGCGUUGCCUUCAUCUCUGGGCCCCGCGAGCAUCAUGCUGUAUCAGACAUUUCAGAAGACGAAGCUGCCGAGGCAGCGAAUCGUCACGAGCAAGAGACCACCGACUUACGGCCGACAAAGGACAACCACGAUCAAGAUGUUGCCUUCAUCAACAAGCCUCGCGAAAAGGGAAGCUUUGACGCUGCCAAAUGGAUCGUCUUCUACGCCGCACUAGCUAGCCUCCCGAUGCUUUGUUUUUCAGCUGUGCUUCUGGGCAUUCUUAUCAAGAAUUGGAUCGAGACCGUUGAUUCAACGAGCGAUGAUGCUGUUGCUUUAGGCUACUAUAUAGUAGAUUUUCCUGCUGCUCGGCUGAUCUUUGUUUCUUCAUGGAGUAGCAGCGUUGCGCCCCGGCUAGCCAGCAUUGUGAUGGGUCUCUAUCUCUUCAGAACGGCCAAGGGAUUACUUAAAAGAUCGUCCACAAACGAAAUGGCUCGACUGCCGACACCAUAUCAAUUGGUACUCCUAAUAGGUCUGUCGACUGGCUCACUUGGGCAUCUUUGGAAGUACGUGAAGUACGGGUGGACAAGCAAGCAUAAGUUUGCUUCUUUGAUCAAAUCAACCGGUGCCGUUCUGAUAAUUUUUCAACUCCUCGGCUUGGCAAUUUUCGGACUUGAUUCUUUGCUUCAUUUUACAACCGAAACGCCGUGCAGCAGUCAUUUAGCCGAGGCUUAUCUAGCCGAUGCACUUCGCUCGACGACUUCCAUGAAUACCCAUGCACUUACCCUGUUUAACUUCACCACGCCGGCCUCGGAUGGAUCAGAUGCAAGCCUCAUCUUUCUUGGCCCAGCUUCCAAUUCAAUAUCGAACGAGCUGGAAUACACCGCCAGUACCAUUGGUGUCCAGACCUCCUGCAAGCCUAUCAGCCAGUUGUGUCAACUGAGCGCUCCUAUUGGAGCUGCUACUCCAUAUAAUUGCAGCUCUGGAUUCUACGGUGAUCUUCAGAGUAUAACGCUCAACUCGACCGCAACCUCAUGGAAGGCGAAUGAUGAACAUCUCGUCUUUGGAGCCGACUUCCUGGAUGACAACUUCACCCAGCCGUAUAACAAUUACAGCUCACAAGAAGAUCGCAGCGAUAUUUCUGUUUCUCCCGGACAUAAUCUGCCAAGUAGCUGGUACAUGGCUGUGGCAUUCCGCCUUGACUUCGGAGUCAAAAGUUCAAACAUUCCCAAUGAUCCAGAGAUAACAAUUCCGGUACAUGGUGGCGCUGCCUUCAUUUUGCGCUGCCAAGUAGCUACAUACGAGGUGAAGUAUACCUCAUUCAACGGAUCUCUCUCGCAUGUUUCUACCACACUUGCCAAUGGGUCUGUCGCGUGGCUAUACAACAGCGUCAUCCCAGCGCCGGGUACGCCUUCUAUCAUGAUAACCCAAGGCACCGACAUAGCAAUCAUGGGCAAUAGCUCUGCUGAAAUAGCCUCUGAAUGGGGUACGCAGUUCUCACGGGUAGCCGUAUCCAUCCUAGCUCCUGUUUACGAGGGUCGUUCAAACCUUGCCGAGUCGACGAUACGGUCUGCCAUUCUUACGCGUGUCCCGCGAGCUCCUCUGUUAGGCAUUGUUGUGCUAAACAUUGUCUUUGCCAUAUUUGGACUUCUUUUGGGCUGCAUGGCGUUGGCGUCCAACUCAGAGAGCGUUGCAGCUGUUGCUGGUGGAUUGAGUAUCGACGGCUUAGUGGCCUCAAUCUUUGAAGAUGACGGGGGCAUGGUUGAAGGAGCCGAAAUAGAGAAAUGCUUCUCUGAAAACGUGCAAGGAGGAGCCGUUAGGGUUGGACUUCACGAGGAACGCCCAGGUCAGUGGGACCUGGUUAAGAAGACGCAGUAG